GAGCGAGAGCGCGAGAGAGAGAGGAGGGUGUGGGUCCCACAGCUGGUGAGUGAUGCGAUCAGCAGCAGCUCCUCUCAGCACCAACGCUGCUUUUUAUCGACUAAUAACCGGGACAGCGGGGACUACACGCUGUAAACGCCAUCGCUACUGACGCCGAGCUCGCCCAGCGCGGACAGACAGGAAGUGACCGCGAGGCCUUACAGACGCGCCGUACUGUUGUGUUGCUCCGGACCGCGAUCACAGAGGAUCCAGAACGUGCGAGCACAUUUUGUUUUCUUUAGUGAGUAAUAACUACCUCAAACGCUUCGGGGAGGAAGUCUAAACGGGGAUCCGGACUGGUUUCCCAGCAGCCGAGUUUUAUCUUAUCGAGCUGCCUUUCUCUCUCUCUCUCAUUUUCUCUCUCCCUCUGUUUCUCUUCACACCCAGCUCGCUCUGACAGACUGGAUCUGUCAGCCUAGCGGACGACAGCACCAGCCUGCCAACGUUCAGUCUGUGCCAAGGCACCACUGUCCUCUAGCUGGACUUGUACAUUCAUUUUUCACCCCUUACUGUUGACCAGUGGCCCAUUAUUGUUAUUAUUUUUUUUUCCUCUCACCUCAGUAAUCGUACUGUUUUUUGCUGACAGCUUUUAAAGCUUUUUUUCUAUUUUUUAUUAGAGGUCUAUAUAUACGCAUAUAUAUAAAGAUACAGUACUACAAUAAGAAGGAUUUCUGCUUCCGUUUGAAGGAUAUAUGCACUUUUGGAGUUUACCCAGGACUCAAGGUGUGAAGAGGAUUGGAGCCACUUGUGAACAAAUUUAAGGGGAAAAUAAGUGGAUUUUUUUUUGCUUGAAAACCGUUCUCUUUCUCUUUUCUCUCCUUUCUGCUGCAUCAAGGAAUACGGUCAUGACUCUCUGGCUCAUGGAGGCUUUAAGCUACCAAUUUACUUGAUUUCCGAAAGUCAGAGCUAGUUGCGCAGGCGAAGGAGAAGUUGUCAUCGCUUUUGAAAAACUCCCAAAAAAAAAAGAAAACAAGGUGAAAGAGCAGCCCUCGCCCCAGCCUGCGGUGGAAAAAGGCGCUUCCCGGGUGCGUCCGACACUUAUGUAUUGUUGCAGCGUGCAAGAAAGUAAAAUGGACUAUAAGCGGCGCUUCUUGCUUGGCGGGUCCAAGCAGAAAGUGCAGCAGCAGCACCAGCAAUACCCAGCGAUGCCAGAGCUCAGCCGUGCCCUCAGUGCCCCUCUUGGGACUUCCUGCUCUGCCCCUUCCCCCCUGGCACCUGUAGGCUCCUCCCCGUCCGGCUGCCAUGACCCUUCAGCUGCCAACGCCACCACAGCCAUCGCGGACAUCCAGCAGGGCAUCUCUAAGUACCUGGACGCGCUGAACGUCUUCUGCCGCGCCAGCGCCUUCCUGACCGAGCUCUUCGGCAGCGUUUUCCGGAACUCACGCUACUCCAAAGCGGCCAUGCAGCUGAAGGACGUGCAGGAACAUGUGAUGGAGGCCGCUAGCCGGCUCACAGCGGCCAUAAAGCCCGAGAUUGCCAAGAUGCUGAUGGAGCUCAGUGCUGGAGCAGCCAAUUUCAAAGACCAGAACGACUUCAGCCUGCAGGACGUAGAGGUGCUGGGCCGCUGUUUCCUGACGGUCAUGCAGGUACAUUUCCAGUUCCUGUCUCAGGCUCUGCAAAAGGUGCAGCCGGUGGCACAGUCGUGUCUGGCAGAGGCGCUGGCCCAGGUACAGGAGCGCUGCACGGGCGCUCGAACGCAAACCACUGCCCCAGGACCCCUCAGCGAGCUGGAGGAGGCCGCCCGGUCGUGGAAAGGGGCUUCAGAGGUUACAGCACGUCUGCGGGAGCGGGGUCGCGAUGGCUGCUUGGCUGGGAUUCAGGUGCAGCAGCUCUUCUGCUCUCACAGCCCCUCCCUCCCCGAGCACCAGCUCAAAGAACUCAACCUGAAGAUCAACAGCGCCCUGCAGGCAUACAGAAGUGCGCUGGACUCUCUGGGACACUGUGAGUACGCACUCAAAGGGGGCUUUCACCUGAAUCCCAAAGCUGCAGAAGCUGCAUUACAGGGUUGCUGUAGCGAGGCUGAGGCCCAGCAGUCAGGCCGGAUGCAGACCACCUCUCAGCCCCUCCAGUGUGAAUUACCCACAAUCCCCCUGCAGAUCGGCUCACACUUCCUCAAAGGAGUCUCCUUUAACGAGUCCGCCGCUGACAACCUCAAACUCAAAACGCACACCAUGCUGCAGCUGAUCAAGGAGGCGUCGGGGCAGAACGGGGUUUCCCCGCGGGACGACUCCCCUGUGACAGAGGUGCUGAACCUCGUGUGCCCCUCCAGCUGGAGAGGAGCCUGCAAGACCGCCGUGCAGCUGCUGUUCGGACAGGCCGGACUGGUUGUGGUGGACACGGCUCAGAUAGAGAAUAAGGAGGCGUAUGCCCCCCAGAUUACUCUAGAAGGAUCCAGGGUUGUAGUUCAGGUCCCUUCCACAUGGUGUCUGAAGGAGGACCCGGCCACCAUGUCUCUGCUGCAGCGCAGUCUGGACCCUGAGAAAACCCUCGGCCUGGUGGACGUGCUCUACACGACCGUCUUCGACCUCAACCGCUGGAAGGAGCGCAAGGAACAAGCCCUGCCCACCAUUCAGAUCCAGCUUCAGAGGGACACAUCUGAUUAUGGCGUCCCUGCCGAGCUCCACCCUGGUAGCAGCACCAAGUCAUCCAGCGGCCUGCCCAAGACUAUCUCCAAACUCACCUCCAAAUUCACCAAGAAGACCUCUUCCAGCUCAAGCACCGGUGGCAGCUACUCUAUCCCCAGCACGCCCUCUCGCAGCAUGUUGGCCACCGGUGGUGCUGGAAACAGCGGCCAGGACGAUAAGCCGAAGACGCUGGGUGAUGGACGGCUGCACAGUCUGCUCCAGAUGAGCAUGCCUGGCACCCCUGACCCUGGGCAGCAGGUCGCCAAUGGUUCGAGCCCAGACGAGCAGGGCAUGAACCUGCCCACGGACCAGGAGAUGCAGGACGUGAUCGACUUUCUGUCUGGCUUCAACAUGGGCAAGUCCCAGCAGGCCUCGCCGCUGGUAAAGAGAAGGAACUCUGUGGCCUCUACGAAUGCGGCUGACCUGAAGACGACCAGUGCGGUGGUUCCACCCACUUCGCAGGCGCAGGUUCCACACGGUGCCAUCCCAUUGGUCCAAACUCUGCCCCAACCACAACCGCAACAACCACCCCAACCACCACAACAACAGCAGCAACCUCAGCUCCCCUCUACACCCAAACAGCAACAGCAGACAGCAGUACCCCCGCAGCCCCAGGCCCAACCCCAGCCUUCACCUCAAACACUGCAGUACUACCAGCACCUCCUGCAGCCUAUCGGCCAGCCGCAACCUCAGCAGCCACCGCCGGUAUCCCCCCAGCUCCCUUCCCAGCAGCCCCCGCCACCCCAGCCUCUGACCCAGCAGAGGGCCCCCAGCAAGUGGCCCCAGGGCCCACCAGCAGGGCUCUCCCCGAUUGGACACAUGACCCAAUGGGGCACGCCUGGCCUCCCGGAUCUCAGCUCAGACCUGUACAGCCUGGGGCUGGUCAGCACCUACAUGGACAGCAUGGUGUCUGAGAUGUUGGGCCACAAGGCGCCGCCGGGGCCGCGCAACAACACCUGGCCUAAUCGAGAGCAGAGCGAGCAAGGAGUGUUUGGAGUGCUGGGGGACACCAUCCCCUUUGACCCUGCAGUUGGCUCAGAUCCGGAGUUUGCACGUUAUGUUGCUGGGGUCAACCAGGCCAUGCAGCAGAAGCGGCAGGCGCAGCAUGUCCGUCGCCCUAGCAACGCCCGCAGCAACUGGCCACUCCCCGACGACCAGCACAGAACCUGGUCCCACCCAGAGUACUACAGUGAAGGGGAGGCGGUGAACAGUACCUGGUCAGCCAAUCAGGGGGACUCGGCCAGCUCGAGUGACGAGACCUCUUCAGCCAAUGGGGACAGCCUGUUCUCCAUGUUCUCCGGCCCUGACCUGGUAGCAGCAGUGAAACCAAGACGGAAGCACAGCUGUGGUGAGCAGGAAGUGUGUACGCUGCCCUCUCCUCCUCUCCAUCACACCAGCGAUGACAAUAACCAGGAUAGCAAAACUAAAACAUGGCCCCCGAAGGCGCCGUGGCAGCACUCCUCCCACUCGAACACGAUGCCCAAUCCCAGCUCUUCCCUCUAUCAGAUGACCAUCCCUUCCAGCCAGUGGAGUGACUCCAUGCAAAUACUGCAAUCCCCCGUGUGGUCGACAGCCAACGACUGCACUCCUUCCAGCGGCCUCUCCUCUGGCUUCCCUUUCGCCCAGCAGCAACAGCAGCAGCAGCAGCAGCAGCAGCAGCAGCAGCAAGCCUCGCAGCACAAAGCGCUCAGCAAAGGCUUCAAAAACUUCCCGCUGAAACCCGAACACCGGCCGUCGUACCUGCACCAGUACUGAGCCGGCCUAGUACUGCUGCAAGUUGCCUUGUAAUCGCUGUUGUAGGUCCAGGGAUUACGUUUCGAGUGUAAUAGUGCAAGAUUAGGACCGCGUAGGCUUUAGACUGGUCCUAGAUCAACAAUUAAGGGUGGCCAUUUCGGUAUGCCAAGGUUGGAACCAAUGUUGGCAGCGGACAGUGCUAGGGGCGCGUUCAAAAUGUGGGAUGCUGCAGAGCAAAUUGAUUAAACAAGCCCAUCUGCCAAGGAGCCAUGUUAGUCACUCCAGCUGAAGGGUUCGAAGCUGGACAGGACUAACGUACGAGGUCAGGUGGGCGCCAUCUCACUGUUUGGCUCUUGGGCCUAGUACAAAACUGUAGCCGAGACGUUCUUCUCGACCUUUACUGACUACCAACCUGUACAUUUUGAUAGUUCUUUAGACGAGUGUGGUUUUUAUAGGCAAAAUUUGUAUUGAACGUUGUGGC
Molecule: messenger RNA, 4878 nt
Organism: Colossoma macropomum (tambaqui)
Lineage: Eukaryota; Metazoa; Chordata; Actinopteri; Characiformes; Serrasalmidae
Product: granule associated Rac and RHOG effector protein 1-like
Exons: 14
Coding region: 1080-4418 (1112 amino acids)
Biological process (GO): Rac protein signal transduction
Molecular function (GO): CCR4-NOT complex binding
Source: RefSeq, a predicted model, not a curated record